Molecule: messenger RNA, 4775 nt
Organism: Monodelphis domestica (gray short-tailed opossum)
Lineage: Eukaryota; Metazoa; Chordata; Mammalia; Didelphimorphia; Didelphidae
Product: carbohydrate sulfotransferase 4
Biological process (GO): carbohydrate metabolic process; protein sulfation; N-acetylglucosamine metabolic process
Cellular component (GO): Golgi membrane
Molecular function (GO): N-acetylglucosamine 6-O-sulfotransferase activity
Source: RefSeq, a predicted model, not a curated record
CCAAGACCCAGGAUUCUUCUUAAAGGGAUGGAAAUGUGAAAUACAAUUCAUUAGGCCUGAUGACAUCAGCCAAUAGCAGCAGAAAAAAGACAGCCUGAGGAGGAAGGGCCAUUGCUGGGCUGCCAGAAGGUACAAAAAGUGCGCCUAGAAAAGAGGCUCGCUGAGGAACAGCUAUGCAAAAUGUAGCAGGAGGCUGGAAGGUGAAGGAGAGGAGGUCCUGAGUCAGAGGAAGACCGCUGCCAGCACUAGCCAGCAGCAGCCCGGGGGAAGAGGGCUCACUACUUACUUCCUGCACAAUGUUCUGGGUAAAGAAAAUGAGACUGUUAGUCCUUCUGAUGCUCCAAGCUGUUGCUCUCCUCCUCUUCUUCCAGUAUUUGUAUGGCCCCAGUUACUGCCCUGGUAGAGCAGAGAAAUCAGGUCCUGUGCAUGUGCUGAUCUUGUCCUCUUGGCGCUCAGGUUCUUCCUUUGUGGGCCAGCUUUUCAGCCAGCACCCAGAUGUCUUUUACCUGAUGGAGCCAGCCUGGCACGUGUGGGGGACCCUUUCCUCUGGCAAUGCUGAGCAGUUGCAGAUGGCUGUGAGAGACCUGAUUCAUUCAGUCUUCCUCUGUGACAUGACUGUCUUUGAUGCCUAUAUGGAUCAGGGUCCAAGAACACUGUCCAAAGUCUUCCAAUGGGAGGCUAGUAGAGCACUGUGUUCCCCACCCUCAUGCCCCCUCUUUAAGAGGGAGGCCAUCAUCUCCCAGGAUAACUGCAGGACUGUAUGUGCCAAGCAGCCCUUCAACAUAAUGGAAGAAACCUGUAAGUCCUACAGUCAUGUGGCGAUCAAGGAGGUGCGUUUCUUCAAUCUGAAAGCCCUCUACUCAUUGCUGAGGGACCCUUCCCUCAACUUGCACAUCAUUCACCUCAUACGGGACCCCAGGGCUGUGUUCCGCUCUCGGCAACGCACAGAAAAGAAUCUAAUGCACGACAGUCAUAUUGUCAUGGGUAGCCAGUGGAAUGGACUGAAGAAUGAGAACCGGCCGUAUCACUUGAUGAAAGUUAUUUGCCAAAGCCAAAAGGAAAUCUAUAAGGCAGCCAAGUUGCUACCAGACUCCCUAAGAGAACGCUACCUGCUAAUACGCUAUGAGGACUUGGUGCACGACCCACUUACCCAGACCUCCAAAUUGUAUGAAUUUGUAGGGUUACCCUUCCUGCCUCACCUCCAAACCUGGGUGCAGAACAUCACACAGGGCAAGGGCAUGGGGGGACAUGCCUUCCAAACAAACUCCAGGAAUGCCCAAAACGUUUCCCAGGCCUGGCGUUGGUCCUUACCUUAUAACGAUGUGGUCCGAUUACAGAAUAUUUGUAGAGAUAGCAUGAACGUGAUGGGCUACCUUCCUGUACUGUCUGAGCAAGAUCAGAGAAAUCUGUCAUUGGGUCUUCUCUCUCCUCUUGGGAUGCCCUAAAGCUUGGCAAACAAAUGCAAGAAAACAGCUAUGGUCAGCUGAUGCUUCUGAAUCGAAAUGUUUCUCUAUGGUCAUACGUGUGAGCGUGCCAUUGUAUGGACUGCGUGUACUUAAAUGAAUCUCUGCAUACAUAUUUAUGUCCAAAAGUUAAAAAAAAAUGGGUUUAGGUGCCUUGUGAUAGAUAGCUAGAUAGAACCAAAAAUGGUGUUAACUCUCCUUGUGUUUGACCCUCCUCUCUUUUGGUCUCCUUCACAGCUCUUGCCUUAUAGACUAUGGAUUAAUCCCACAACCCUAGCUGCCCAUCCCUUGUCCAAUGGGAGAUAAAAAGGCAAGGCUUAGCAAGGACAACCAAGAACAAAACAGCUGUGGGUAUGAAUUAAAAUAUUUAUACCUCUAUAUGCUUACUCUCUCAGGGCAACGAAUCUUUUUUCUUGGAUUAAAAGUGCUAAAUUACUGCCAGGAAACUGAAUAACCAUAACUUAAAGAAAUAUCUUUAAAAUAAGAAAGAAACAUCUUUUCCUUGGGACCCGACUCACCUUUUUCUUUUUCUCCCAAGUCAAAGGCAUAUAGGUAAAUAGAUGCAUCUGGAACGGCUGACACAUCUAUCUAUAUUUUUUCAAAGUAGAACCUCAUAUUGUAUUGUGUUCCCUGAGAGUUGGUCUGAAUAUUGCUUGUUAUCUGAUGACUACUAGUGUUAUAAUCUUGGGUCUUCUUACCCUUCCUCUCAUUGACAUGCUUUAUGCUCAUGCUAUUUUCAUAUUAUUACUUCAUCUAAAUACUAUGAAGUCCAUAGAUCAGUUCCAAGGACAAGACAAGACACUACCAAAUCUACAAUGCUGAUCUUUUCUCUCUCUCAAGUCCUUGGUGGAGAAUGAAUUGGAGAGUCAGCUAAUGACACUGCACUUUGUAGGAGGAAACAUCAGGCUUUCCUUGAGAGGAUUCUGUACAGAUCUGACCCCUCUACCAGAUAAUUUUAGAUGUGAGGUUCUAUUUGUCUCAUCCUGGUCAUAAAGAUAAAUGACAUCUUUGUAACACUACCAGCAAUCUCUUUGCUCAGUGAGAGAAUGCCCCUUCUGAAUAAUGUGUACACUUUGAAAAAUUGAAUAUAAUCACAUUUUAUGUCGUAAGCCUGCCAAAAAUCCAUUUCUUAAAUUUGACCUAAUGUCUCAUCCAGCAUUGGCCUCAGUGACUCAUUCAGGUAACUGGUUACUGGGACUGUGUUGAUGGGAAUAGUUAUAACAUGUUGGCAGCGUCUUCAGAGUCAGUUUGCUUUGACUGGACUAUGUCUGGAGUUAAAUGACCCCUUUUGUCCUGAUGUCUUAAUCCUUCCUAUCCUAGAGAAAGAAUUCCAGGCAUCAUCUAAGGGUGAUGUUGAUUCUUCCUUCUUGUUCCCCUCUGACAAAGCCUCUUCUCAGCUAACUCUGUAUAGAAGAUUCUUUUUCCUAUGGAACAUUUUUAUGUAUGGUGGUUCUGGGAAGAACAGAAAAACCCUAGAAUGGCUUAGUCAUUAAAACCGGCGUUCACAUGUCUUCCAAUGACUUCAUUUGACUGUGAAUUCAGCUCUUUUCCUACCUCUUUUUUUUUGUGCUGAAGAUCCCUUAAAUUGCUGCUGGAGAACACCAAAUAUGUUACGAAUUAAGAUACUGUAAGAUGCUGCCCUUUGCCAGCUAGAAUUCUUGGGGUUCACGUGUACCCUGUGGUGUCAAAGGAGCCAGUUUACUUAGACAGUGAACCCUGCACAUUCAUGGAAAUCCUUUGGAAAAUAUGAACUUUUCCCAUUCAAUCUUCUUUCUCCUACAACUCCUCCCAAACAGAGGGAAAAGUGAGCAUUCACAGUCGGCUGAGUUACAGAGGGUAGGGCCAAGACACUGAAGUUAGUGUCCAGAGAAACAAGGCUGAGCUCAAGGUGGCAGUGCCAGCAGGGUGGAGGAUGAUGGUGAGUUGCAGCCUGGGGAGAAAACAAACUUCUCUUCCCCUGGAAAUCCCUGCAGUUGCACAAAUUGUUCCAAAGACAGCAACUUCCUUUGGAAAUGACAGUGCUCUGGGAUCCUGGAGAAAGUCAAAGCUGGCUUGUACCUUUUUUUAAAAGUAAAAACCCUAUCUGAAACCAAGGCAGGAGAUGGGAUGGAAACCUGCAGGAAUGCCCCACAUUCUAACCACAGACCUUCCUGAUAACUAUUCCAGUUCACUGUAUAGAAAAGCAAUGACUUCUUAUUUGUCAGAGCCCAGUUGAGACACCUAGACAACCACCAGUCCCCCCCUUACAGGAUAGUCUGUCUUUAUUUUUCCGUGAGAUCUUAUGUCUAACUUCUUCUUAUAGAUGAUGAUGAAAGAAACAUCUAAAAAAGAAAUGUUCUUAAGUAGAAGUUUGCACAAAACAAUAUUGUGAUCACUCUUAAAAUAGAAUGUAAACAUAUUUUAUAACAUAAGCCUACCAAAACCUCAUUUCUUAAAUUUGGCCCAGUGUCUUGGCCACCAUUGGACUUAGUGACCCAUUCAGGUAGCUGGUGACUGGGACUGUGCUGAGGGGAACAGUUGUGGCAGCUAUAUACCUACAUUAAGUGAGUUCCUGCUCAAAUGACCAUUUGAGGUGAGCUUGUGGAACCUGAAAUUCAAUCUACACUAGAGAACCAUGUAAAGGGCUCCUUUUAUGUUUGCAAAAAAAGUAAUCUGGAAAAAUGACAGCCAUUUCUCUCCCCUUAUCUUAUUCCUUUGAACUGAACCUGAAAGGUUAGGUUCAAACGUGGGUAGAAGUUGACACAGAUCCUAGAGUUCCUUAAUCAAAUUAGGGCUUUGGGGGAAUUUUACCUGAUGUCCAGAGGCAAUAUGGUGAUAUAAGGUGCUCAGUUAAAGAUAAGAAAUAGUUGUCUUUAGGAUAGGGCAAAAUAAGUAUCUACCCAGAUUCCAACAACUUUUCUGGAAAGGUGGUUAUGGUUUCCAUAAGAAUGCUUUUAUCUGCAAUUAUUACCAUGUGCCCAUCAUGGCUGCUGCUUGAGUCUAUGAUAAGAAUUAUUAGAUUGACUUAAUUCUUUUAGAAAUUUUUACUAAAAAUUUGAUCUUUGUGAAUAUUGAUUGAGACAGGCACAGAUGCUGUCUCAAUGGGCUGGCCAUUGGCUCCAAUAUAUUUUUAUGUAAAAUCCGUUAUCAUAUAUUUGUAAUAUGGCUCAAUAUAAUAGAUUUAAGACUUGUUUGAUAAAUGAAUUUUCUCUGUAGUUGUAAUAAAAACUGAAUUAAAUUAUGCUAUCAAUUCCUUAUUAAUUCACAGGUAAAAUUCAAAAUGAAAAUGUCUGUCUUGUUCAAAAUUAAACCACAAAGGGUCCUUUGCCUGCA